UUUACAACACUGCCCAAGUGACAAGUGCCUUCUUUUACAAACGCUCUCCCUCUCGAGCAAACCCUCGAUCUUAGAGAAACCAUGGCGAAGCUCUCGAAACCGCAGCUUUCUUCCGACGAAGCUCUCUCCUCCAAUUCGUCGUCGGAGGAGUUAAACCAGAGCAACGGCGAGGAGGAGGAUGAAGAAGAAAUUGAAGCGGUCGCGCGCUCUGCUGCCUCCGAUGACGAUGAGCCCGCCUUGGCUAACUCUCCUGGUUCCGACGAUGACGAGGCCGCCGCCGAGAACGGCGAUGACGAUGAGGAAGAGGAUGGAGACAAUGUAGCUAAUGCUGAAGUUAGCAAGCGUGAGAAAGCCAGACUCAAAGAAAUGCAGAAAGUAAAGAAACAAAAAGUUCAGGAGAUAUUGGAUGCUCAGAAUGCUGCCAUUGAAGCUGACAUGAACAAUAGGGGCAAAGGACGUUUGAAUUAUCUUCUGCAACAAACAGAGUUAUUUGCUCAUUUUGCUAAAGGUGACCAAUCUUCGUCUCAAAAAAAGACCAAGGGAAGGGGUCGUCAUGCAUCAAAAAUAACUGAAGAGGAAGAGGAUGAAGAAUGCCUCAAGGAAGAAGAAGAUGGUUUAUCUGGUACAGGAACUACAAGACUUUUGACACAGCCUUCUUGUAUCCAGGGAAAAAUGAGAGACUACCAACUUGCUGGACUUAACUGGCUCAUACGACUCUAUGAGAAUGGUAUAAAUGGAAUCCUGGCAGAUGAAAUGGGUCUUGGUAAAACAUUGCAGACCAUUUCCUUGAUGGGCUAUCUGCAUGAGUUUAGGGGAAUUACUGGCCCUCAUAUGGUAGUUGCUCCAAAAUCUACUCUUGGAAAUUGGAUGAAUGAAAUUCGGCGUUUUUGCCCAACUUUGCGGGCUGUGAAGUUUCUUGGAAAUCCUGAUGAAAGGAAACAUAUACGAGAGGACUUGCUGGUUGCUGGGAAGUUUGAUGUAUGUGUAACAAGCUUUGAAAUGGCUAUUAAGGAGAAGACUACCUUACGUCGGUUCAGUUGGCGCUAUAUAAUCAUUGAUGAAGCCCAUCGAAUCAAGAAUGAAAAUUCUCUUCUUUCCAAAACAAUGAGGCUUUAUAAUACAAAUUAUCGCCUUCUAAUUACAGGAACACCGCUUCAGAACAACCUUCAUGAACUCUGGUCUCUCUUGAACUUUCUUCUGCCUGAGAUUUUUAGUUCAGCUGAAACAUUUGAUGAGUGGUUCCAGAUUUCUGGUGAAAAUGACCAACAGGAGGUUGUUCAACAGCUUCACAAGGUUCUCCGACCAUUUCUUCUUCGAAGACUGAAGUCAGAUGUAGAGAAAGGCUUACCCCCCAAAAAGGAAACUAUUCUUAAAGUUGGUAUGUCACAGAUGCAGAAACAGUACUACAGGGCUUUGCUGCAGAAGGAUCUUGAAGUUGUUAAUGCUGGUGGAGAACGUAAGCGACUUUUGAAUAUAGCAAUGCAGCUGCGUAAAUGCUGUAAUCAUCCAUAUCUUUUUCAAGGUGCUGAACCUGGUCCUCCAUACACAACAGGAGAUCAUCUUAUUACAAAUGCUGGUAAAAUGGUUCUUUUGGACAAGUUGCUUCCAAAGCUAAAAGAGCGUGAUUCUAGGGUCUUAAUAUUUUCACAGAUGACAAGGCUCCUAGACAUUCUGGAAGAUUACUUGAUGUUUCGUGGAUACCUGUAUUGUCGAAUUGAUGGGAAUACAGGUGGGGAGGACCGUGAUGCUUCCAUUGAUGCCUUCAAUAAGCCUGGAAGUGAGAAAUUUGUUUUUUUGCUAUCAACACGAGCUGGAGGCCUUGGUAUUAAUCUUGCCACGGCCGAUGUUGUCAUUCUUUAUGACAGUGAUUGGAACCCACAAGUAGAUUUGCAAGCUCAGGAUCGUGCUCACAGGAUUGGUCAAAAGAAAGAAGUUCAAGUGUUUAGAUUCUGCACAGAGUAUACUAUUGAGGAGAAAGUCAUUGAGAGGGCUUACAAGAAGCUUGCGCUGGAUGCUUUGGUUAUCCAACAGGGACGUCUAGCAGAGCAAAAAACUGUUAACAAGGAUGAGCUGCUUCAAAUGGUGAGGUUUGGUGCUGAAAUGGUUUUCAGUUCCAAAGAUAGUACAAUUACAGAUGAAGACAUAGAUAGGAUUAUUGCAAAAGGAGAAGAGGCAACAGCUGAGCUUGAUGCAAAGAUGAAGAAAUUUACUGAAGAUGCUAUCAAGUUUAAAAUGGAUGAUACUGCUGAAUUAUAUGAUUUUGAUGAUGAGAAGGAUGAGAACAAGUUAGACUUUAAAAAAAUUGUUAGUGACAACUGGAUUGAGCCACCAAAAAGAGAGCGAAAGCGCAAUUAUUCGGAAUCUGAGUAUUUCAAGCAAACAAUGCGUCAAGGUGGUCCUACCAAACCAAAGGAGCCUAGGAUUCCCCGAAUGCCUCAAUUACAUGAUUUUCAGUUUUUUAACACACAAAGAUUGAGUGAGCUAUACGAAAAAGAAGUACGCUACCUAAUGCAAACACAUCAAAAGAAUCAGAUAAAAGAUACAAUAGAUGUUGAAGAACCUGAAGAGGUGGGAGAUCCAUUGACUGCUGAAGAGCUCGAGGAAAAGGAACGACUUCUAGAAGAUGGUUUUUCUUCAUGGAGUAGAAGAGAUUUCAAUACUUUCAUUAGGGCUUGUGAGAAGUAUGGUCGAAAUGACAUAAAAAGCAUUGCUUUGGAAAUGGAGGGAAAAACAGAAGAGGAAGUUGAAAGAUAUGCAAAAGCUUUUAAAGAAAGAUACAAGGAGUUAAAUGAUUAUGAUCGGAUCAUAAAGAACAUUGAAAGAGGUGAAGCAAGGAUUUCUCGUAAAGAUGAAAUUAUGAAAGCUAUUGGAAAGAAGCUGGAUCGCUACAAGAAUCCAUGGCUGGAAUUGAAAAUCCAGUAUGGUCAGAACAAGGGGAAGUUGUACAAUGAAGAAUGCGACCGAUUCAUGAUCUGUAUGGUGCACAAACUUGGCUAUGGGAACUGGGAUGAGUUGAAGGCAGCAUUUCGCACUUCACCGUUGUUUCGUUUUGAUUGGUUUGUUAAGUCUCGCACAACACAGGAGCUCGCAAGGAGGUGUGAUACAUUAAUUCGAUUGGUGGAGAAAGAAAACCAAGAAUAUGAUGAGAGAGAGAGGCAAGCACGCAAAGAGAAGAAGCUUGCUAAGAACAUGACCCCAUCCAAGCGAGCCCUGUCUAGGCAGGCAACUGAGAGCAGCCCUAGCUCACUGAAGAAGAGGAAGCAGUUAACCAUGGACGAUUAUGUUAGUUCGGGUAAGAGAAGGAAAUGAUAUAAUACUAAAACUGAAAGUUAGGAUUAUUUUGGGAGGUUUUGAAGCCUCAGAAAUUUUAGAUAUCAGUGGACUUGACAUGUGCAUGCUGAGUAGAUCCUGAGUUUGCAUGUUAGUAAAUGUCAGCUGGUAUUCAAAUUGAUUUAAUUAGAGUUCCCAAUUUCGUAUUAUAAUCUCAUUCAUGGAGACUAUAGUACAAUUUAUGUUUCGGGAAGCUGUAUAAAUGAAUCUUCUACUAUUUAGAUACUUCUGAACUACCCCAUCGUUUUGUUCUCAGAUUGUUAACUAUAUAUUAGUGGAUUAACUACUUGAGACGA
Molecule: messenger RNA, 3626 nt
Organism: Humulus lupulus (European hop)
Lineage: Eukaryota; Viridiplantae; Streptophyta; Magnoliopsida; Rosales; Cannabaceae
Product: ISWI chromatin-remodeling complex ATPase CHR11
Exons: 25
Coding region: 82-3309 (1075 amino acids)
Biological process (GO): nucleosome organization; regulation of transcription by RNA polymerase II
Cellular component (GO): chromatin; nucleus
Molecular function (GO): ATP hydrolysis activity; nucleosome binding; ATP binding
Source: RefSeq, a predicted model, not a curated record